GCAAAGCUGGUUUUUUUUUUUCUUACAUGCCAGGAGCACACUUACCCUAUCCUAGUCAUUUGAGAACAACACAUCGCGCAUCCUGUCGGGAAACAUGGCUAUGUUCACGGCCUACAGGGCUGGUGGAUUGCUGAAGUAUUUUUGCCCCGUUUCUUCGGGAUUUAUCACCAAGACUUCUGUUACAAAUGGAGCCCAUUUUAGUAAAAAAACUGUUUUUAUUCGAGCUUGUUCGGCAAGCGUUCUUCAACGGAUUGAGCAGAAAAAGGAAGAGGCCAGUGUUGGCGGGGGACAGAAGAGGAUUGACGCUCAACAUCGAAAAGGAAAACUUACAGCAAGGGAGAGAGUCAAGCUGUUGUGUGACCCAGAAUCCUUUGUUGAAUAUGACAUGUUUAUGGAACACAACUGCACUGAAUUUGGAAUGGAAAAUCAAAAGUUCACUGGUGACAGUGUAGUCACCGGACAAGGAACAAUCAAUGGACGUGUUUGCUUUGUCUUCAGUCAGGAUUUCACUGUAUUUGGUGGUAGCUUAUCCAGUGCUCAUGCUAAAAAAAUCUGUAAGGUGAUGGACAAGGCCAUGCUUGUUGGUGCACCUGUGAUUGGUUUAAAUGACUCGGGUGGUGCUCGUAUUCAGGAAGGUGUCGAGUCCUUGGCUGGUUAUGCUGAUAUUUUCCAGCGUAACGUGAUGGCUUCAGGGGUUAUUCCACAGAUCUCACUUGUCAUGGGACCCUGUGCAGGAGGGGCUGUGUAUUCUCCAGCCAUCACUGAUUUCACUUUUAUGGUCAAGGACACAUCAUAUCUGUUCAUUACUGGUCCAGAGGUAGUGAAGACGGUCACACAAGAAGAUGUCACUCAAGAGGAACUAGGAGGGGCUAAAACUCACUCACACCUCUAUUGAACUACUCUAAUUUUUUCCUCAGGGGUUGCUUGUGGGGCAUUUGAAAAUGAUGUGGAAGCAUUGGCUACGAUAAGAGAUUUCUUUGACUUUCUUCCUCUCAGUAACAAGAACCCGUCUCCAAUCCGAGAAUCAGACGACCCAUGUGACAGAAUAAUCCCUAACUUGGAUACUCUUGUACCAUUUGACUCCAUCAAGGCCUAAGAUAUAUUAGAUGUGAUUUAUCCGAUUGUAGAUGACGGUGAAUUCUUUGAGAUCUCGCCUGAUUACGCUAAAAACAUUGUGGUUGGUUUUGGACGAAUGAAUGGACGAACUGUAGGGGUUGUUGGUAAUCAACCUACGGAAGCAGCUGGUUGCUUGGACAUCAACGCCUCUGUUAAGGGAGCGCGGUUUGUCCGUUUUUGUGACGCAUUUAACAUCCCCAUUAUCACGUUUGUGGAUGUACCAGGAUUUCUUCCAGGAACACAUCAGGAGUAUGGUGGUAUUAUUCGCCAUGGAGCAAAGCUAUUAUAUGCGUAUGCGGAAGCAACUGUACCUAAAAUCACCGUUAUCACUAGAAAAGCGUAUGGUGGUGCAUAUGACGUCAUGAGCUCCAAGCAUCUCCGAGGUGAUUUCAACUAUGCUUGGCCAACGUCUGAGGUAGCAGUUAUGGGAGCUAAGGUAUGCGGCCAGAAAUGCUUUUAA
Stylophora pistillata is the source of this 1576-nucleotide messenger RNA. RefSeq names its product propionyl-CoA carboxylase beta chain, mitochondrial-like. Gene Ontology annotation, cellular component: mitochondrion. Gene Ontology annotation, molecular function: propionyl-CoA carboxylase activity. The record is from RefSeq and is a predicted model, not a curated record. NCBI's taxonomy places the organism in Eukaryota, Metazoa, Cnidaria, Anthozoa, Scleractinia, Pocilloporidae.